Trematosphaeria pertusa is the source of this 1608-nucleotide messenger RNA. RefSeq lists its product as uncharacterized. The record is from RefSeq and is a predicted model, not a curated record. The transcript is spliced from 2 exons. The coding region runs from base 406 to 1497 and encodes 363 amino acids. NCBI's taxonomy places the organism in Eukaryota, Fungi, Ascomycota, Dothideomycetes, Pleosporales, Trematosphaeriaceae.
ACCUGUAUGAGAAAGUUUGGAUACUACUCUCUUAACUAACUCGGAGUUUCUUUGUCGUUCCACUGACAUUUCCUUCGCGAGAUGACCCGUAUGUUUUCUGUUAGCAUAUUCGGAUGCGCUAAAUACCUCACUGACUUGUCUAUCCCCGAGACAGAUGCCCUGUUAUUUUCUUCGCGCAGUCUACAGCCUCGGAAGGUGUUGGUGUCUCCUCUUUCCGCUCAGCGUGGAAGGCGGAAGCCACCACCGCGUAUCGUGCAGCUCGUCCCCGCGGCAACCCUACACCAACGCUUUCGCCACUUUCACCGGCGCAAAGUUUCUUCGCCGUAGCUUACCCCAUUUCUACAUCAUCCAGCUUCAUCUUUACCUCUUCAACACGUACGUCUAACUCUCUCGUCCCCAUCCGCAAUGUCGAAGACACCAGUUCGCAUCCCAAAGCCGAGCGGAUCGCUGCUCGCAGCCAUACCUCCUCCGCCAUGCGACCUUUGCGGGCACAAGGUGAAGCCCGACGACGCUGGCCUAUUCCCGACGCGCUGCAACGACUGCGUAGAGCUCAUCAAGGACUGGGUGACGGCACCAAGCUGGAAAUAUCUCGUUGAGAUGAAUCGCGAGUUCGUCAUAGGAGCCAGCUCGAUAACCCCAUAUUCCAUAUAUCCGAUCUUCAACGACGUGGCCAUGAGACCCGGUAUCCUCCGCCUGCACGACUACGGCUUCAUCGUCACGGACGCGCAGCCAGGAUACGCGAAGAUCGGACAAGACCAAGGAAAAUGGUUCGAGAUAAAAGAGAGGGCGUUCAUGCGUUGCGUUCUGCCCACUUAUCAUCCCUGGAUCCAGAAAGGGAGGGUCGAUCUCCUGCUCGGUGUGCUCGGUAUUCAGGACGACCUAGAGCUGAUCGUCUACGCGGAAUACGCUGAAUACGAAGAAGGCGGGAACGAAACCGACUAUCGCUAUGCCAGGCCGAAAAAUGAGAUAAACCUACAAACCGGAUCGAAGCUUGAAUUCUUCUAUUCGUCGGUUGGGAGAAAGCCGAACCCUGGUCGAACAGACUUCAAGUAUCGAAUGCCGACGAAGAACAAUCGAACUCUCUCGAAAUAUCGGAUUGCAGACAGCGAGGAGAGUUUGAAGUGGGUAUUGUGGAAGCGCUGUACAGGCCAUCCCGGACUGCCGGUCGUUACGGAGAGGGAUAUUCCGCCGCGGUCUACGGGGAGGAGAGCGUUUGGGAGAGAGUUCGACGUCGCGGUUGGAUUGAGACCCGUCAUCGUUACGAUUGUGAGUCGUGAUUGGCCGCCUCUUGGUGUAGACCUGCCGGUCGUGGUGGAGGACUGCUGCAGAAAAGCGGGCUUGAAGCCGGUGUUUGGGACAAAGACAGGGGAUAAGACAGACGAGGAUCCGGAUCUACCAGCAUUGGUCCAGGGUCUUUCUUUGAAGGGGAAGGAAAAGGUUGAUGAUGUGAAGGCGGGACCGUCUGAGGAGGCGCCCGAGGAUGGUGGCCCAUCCUAGGUAUGGAUGAACGUUAUUUGACCUCGACAUGUGAGGUCAGCACUUGAAAAGUCGUGGCGUAUCAUCCGCCGUCCCCGAGUAUAAAAGAGUCUUUAGAAUCUACGAAUGGCA